Messenger RNA from Stylophora pistillata, 1084 nucleotides. RefSeq lists its product as uncharacterized. Gene Ontology annotation, molecular function: 3'-5' DNA helicase activity; ATP binding; nucleic acid binding. The record is from RefSeq and is a predicted model, not a curated record. Gene Ontology annotation, cellular component: cytoplasm; chromosome; nucleus. Gene Ontology annotation, biological process: double-strand break repair via homologous recombination. Lineage: Eukaryota; Metazoa; Cnidaria; Anthozoa; Scleractinia; Pocilloporidae.
UUUCAAAAUGGCGUCCUUUCAAGAGGCGUUUGAUGUUGUUAGCAAUACAUUUCGAAUUCCUAGCUUAAAUGCGCAGCAAAAAACUGGAAUUAGGAAAAUAGUUGAGGAAAGAAAGGAUGUAUUUGUCAAUCUUCCGACUGGUUUCGGGAAAUCUCUCCUGUAUCAAGCACUACCACUCGUGUUUGAUCUUACCUCGCAAGAGCCUGGUCAUAUCGUCGUCGUUGUCUCACCAUUGGUAAGCCUUAUGAACGACCAAGUGUCCCACUUAAAGGAGUUAGGGCUAAAAGCAGCUAACGUAAGUUCACUUGAGAAUGGUGGACGCACUCGUGUUGAAAGCUGCGAAUAUCCCUUAGUUUACGGAUCCCCUGAAGCGUGGUUGAAGAACGAACGUUGGAGAUUUAUGCUAACGAACUCUGUGUACUCCAAAAAACUCUGUGCCAUUGCCGUGGAUGAAGCGCAUGUUGUAAGACAGUGGGGAACAUCACAAGAUAAUAAAAUGGCAGCAUUCCUUGAGUCUUACUCAAAGCUGUAUGAACUAAGGUCACUCGCACCAAACGUGCCAGUGGUAGCCUUGACUGCAACAGCGACAAAACUGACCAGAGACACAGUUUUCAACCUUCUGAACAUGAAAAAUGCUGUAGAAAUUAAGGAAAGUCCAAAUAAAUUAAAUGUUGCUUAUGUUGUGCAGUAUAUGGAUAAGGACAUGGAACUGGAAUUCUAUUUUGGCUGGCUCACUGAUGAACUGAAACAGAGUCAGGAGAAAACAGAAAGAAGUAUUAUUUAUUGCCAGACUAUAAGACAGUGUGGUUUACUUUAUGCUGCCAUUAAAGCUCUCUUAGGAGUAUACAUGUUCAUUGGAAAUGAUUCAAAACACGUACUUGUUGAAAUGUUGCAUUCCUGCACUCCUGAAGGCAAUAAGCAUAACAUUUUGGAGUCCUUUCAGUCUGCCAGUGGUACCAUCCGGCUACUUAUAGCAACAAUAGCCUUUGGAAUGGGCAUUGAUUGUCGAGGUGUUCAUAGAGUCAUACAUUUUGGACCCUCCAAGAAUGUGGAGUCCUACGUUCAGGAAACUGACUAUUCGUAG